Messenger RNA from Cajanus cajan (pigeon pea), 2081 nucleotides. It is a transcript of the gene SIGA, whose product is annotated as sigma factor A. The record is from RefSeq and is a predicted model, not a curated record. Lineage: Eukaryota; Viridiplantae; Streptophyta; Magnoliopsida; Fabales; Fabaceae. Gene Ontology annotation, biological process: DNA-templated transcription initiation; regulation of DNA-templated transcription. Gene Ontology annotation, molecular function: DNA-binding transcription factor activity.
CCAAAUUAACUUUCUCCCCAUACAAAUAAUAACAAAUAAUAUGAUAAUAAAAGGAGGGAAAAAUAAAGAAGAAAAAAAAUCUAAUAGUAGUAGCACAGUUAUUUCCUUCCACACCAACAGUUUUGUGAGUGAAGCCUUUCAGUGUAAAGCUGCAGCUGCAGCUGAUUCAAAAAUUGUUAAGCUUUUCGUUUUGGAGCAAUAAUCAUUGUCCAGAUUGUGAUUUGUUCAGAAGGUAAGCAACAAUUUGGGAAGUUUCUGAAGGCAAUAGGAGUAGAAGACACGGUUUAGGAUAGUUUUUAUAAUAAGGAAAUUUGAUGGUAAAUGGUAAUCAUACACAGUGGCUAGGAAGGAAUAUAAUGGCUACUGCUGCAGUUAUUGGACUGAGUGGAGGAAAGAGGCUCUUGAGCUCAUCAUAUCAUUACUCUGAUAUUAUAGAAAAGCUUUCUUGUGGCAGUGAUUUUGGAUCCACACACUAUCAGAUUGCUCCUACAAAAUCUGUGAUAGUUUCUAAGAAAUCAUCCAACUACACUUCUACUUUUCCAGCAUCCAACAGGCAGAAUGAGUCCAUUAAGGCUCUUAAGGAGCAUGUUGAUGGUGCCCCCACCACUGCUGAUCCAUGGUUUCAUAGUUGCAAUUCUAAUGAAUUGGAGGUGGAAAGUUCUGAAAUGGGUUAUUCUGUGGAGGCUCUUCUUUUGUUGCAGAAGUCAAUGCUGGAAAAGCAAUGGAACCUUUCCUUUGAGAGGGAAGUGCUAACGGAGCAUUCAAGUAAAGAAAAAAACUGUAGGAAAGUGGCAGUGACUUGUUCUGGGGUGUCUGCUAGGCAAAGAAGAAUGAAUCUCAAGAGGAAGACUGCAGUUAAAACCGGCUCGUCAAUGGUGCAACCUUGUGGUGCUGUGCAGCUGAAGUCAAAAAUCAGUCCAGAGCUGCUUCAAAAUCGUUUGAAGGGCUAUGUGAAAGGUGUAGUGAGUGAGGAGUUGCUGUCUCAUGCAGAAGUUGUAAACCUAUCAGAGAAAAUAAAAGUUGGGCUUUCCUUAGAUGAGCACAAAUCCAGACUGAAGGAAAGACUAGGAUGUGAACCCUCUGAGGAUCAAAUUGCAACUUCAUUGAAGAUUUCGUGCACUGAACUACGAGAAAGAAUGUUAGAGUGCUCUCUGGCAAGAGAAAAGUUGACUAUGAGCAAUGUUCGCUUAGUUAUGUCUAUUGCUCAAAGAUAUGAUAACCUGGGUGCAGAAAUGGCUGACCUUGUUCAGGGUGGCUUGAUUGGACUACUGCGUGGUAUUGAAAAGUUUGAUUCUUCAAAAGGGUUUAAGAUUUCAACUUAUGUUUAUUGGUGGAUACGUCAGGGUGUUUCAAGAGCUUUAAUUGAGAAUUCAAGAACUUUAAGAUUGCCUGCUCAUUUGCAUGAGAGAUUAUCUUUAAUCCGCAACGCAAAGUUUAGACUAGAAGAGAGAGGCAUUACUCCAACUAUUGAGAGGAUUGCAAAACACCUUAACAUGUCUCAAAAAAAAGUUAGAAAUGCUACUGAGGCAAUCAGCACUGUUAUCUCAUUUGACAGGGAAGCAUUCCCCUCUCUGAAUGGUAUACAAGGAGAAACUCAUCAUAGUUAUAUUGCAGAUAAUCGUGUUGAGAACAUCCCUUGGAAUGGAGUAGAUGAGUGGGCCCUAAAGGAUGAAGUGAACAAACUCAUUAAUGUGACCCUUGUGGAACGAGAGAGAGAAAUUAUUCGUCUUUAUUAUGGACUGGAUAAAGAAUGUCUUACGUGGGAAGACAUUAGUAAACGGAUAGGUUUGUCAAGAGAAAGAGUAAGGCAAGUUGGACUUGUUGCAUUGGAGAAACUAAAACAUGCUGCGAGGAAGAGAGAAAUGGAGGCCAUGCUUUUGAAACAUUAAAUUUGGACUUAUCAUAGAGAUAUUUACAAUGUAUAUAUACAGAGAGGAAGUAUGUACCUAGAAAUUUGACUUCCUGAUUCAAAAAGAGGACAGUGAUAUAAGGGAACAUUGAAAAUUUGUAAAUCCCUUUAAAUGUGGUUUUAGUCCAAUAAAUAUGGGUAAAUUUGGUUUUAAUACUCAAAAAAAAAUGUU